GUUUUUUUUUGUUGUUGUUGUCAUAAAUCAAUAAUAUUAUUACCAACUUCUUUUAAUUUUCUGCGGUUUGUUUGGGUGAUUUUGAACUACAAAAAGUGAAUGCUUUUUGCUGCGAGGAGUUGGGCAUUUGCGCGUGUUAUUAUUACUUCCUUUGUUCUUCUUCCUCGUAAAUCUUCUAUAUCUUCUGUAGCAGAAAACCCCAUUUUGUAUGUAUCAAAGAUAAAUACAUACAAUAAAAAAAACAAAAAAAAAAGUAGCCAUUUUUUUUUGUUGUCUGUCUGCACUUCCCUUAAAUGAGCUUUGGGGGUUUCACUAGUAAAACCAGCAGUGGCUUUUUACGCCCCAGUAGUAGUGGCGGCGGCAAGACGGCCGCCGAGGGUUUAUCCUCGUUCAACCCCAUUUCGGCCGCCGCCGCCGGAGGCGGCGGCGGCGAUAUGUCUCAGCCACUCCAAAUGCUUCAUUCAUCCUCUCACUCUCGACCCUUUUCUCUUGCCCGUCCAAAAAUGGAGAAUAUUAGGGAAAUGGGGUUGAUAGGCGAAACUUACGAGCUGGAGAGUAGGUCCGGUAGCGAUAACAUCGAAGCCGGAUCGGGCGAUGAUCACAACACAUCCGAAACUAAGUCGUCGAAAAGGAAAAAAUACCACAGACACACCACUUUCCAAAUUCAAGAACUCGAAUCCUCCUUCAAGGAUAACCCGCAUCCGGAUGAGAAAGCGCGAUUGGAACUAGGCAAAAGAUUAGCCUUGGAGGGCAAACAGGUCAAAUUCUGGUUUCAAAAUCGACGAACUCAAAUGAAGACGCAAUUAGAGAGGCACGAGAAUUCGAUUCUAAAACAAGAAAACGAAAAGCUCCGCAUCGAGAACAUAACCAUGAAAGAAGCUAUGAGGAAUCCAACAUGCGAAACCUGCGGCAGCCAAGCGAUUCUUGGAGAAGUGCCCAUCGAGCACCACCAUCUCAUGAUCGAGAAUGCCCGACUCAAAGAAGAACUGAGUCGACUCGGCAUACUAGCAAGCAAAUUCUUGACCAGGUCCAACAAUGGUUCGACUUUGGAACUUGCGGUGGGCAGAAACGAGUUCUCCGGUUUCAACUCCAUGGAUAAUCCAUCGACAAUGAUACCUUCUUUAGGGCUCGACUUUUUUGGCGAUAGGGUUUCUAAUUCUUUUCCCGUUAUGCCACCACAAAUGAGUGUUGACGCUCCUUUCGAUAAAUCCGUUUUUCUCGAGCUUGCAUUGGCUGCAACGGAUGAGUUGAUAAAGCUAGCGCAAGUUGAUAGUCCCCUUUGGGUUAGAAACUUGGACGGAAAUCGAGAGUCUUUAAAUCUUGAAGAGUAUGCAAAGACGUUUCCUCCUUGCAUAGGCGUAAAACCAGCUCAUUUCGUAACUGAAGCAACGAGAGCUAGUGAAAACGUAAUGAUCAACAGCACCGAACUAAUCGAAACACUGAUGGAUGUGAAUCAAUGGACUGAGAUGUUCCCGUGGAAUAUCGGGAGAGCCUCGAUUGUUGAUGUGAUUUCUCCUGGAAUGUCUGGAAGUAGAAACGGUGCACUGCAAUUGAUGCAAGCUGAGUUCCAAAUUCUAUCGCCUUUGGUUGCGCCGAGACAAGUGAAGUUCGUUCGGUUCUGCAAACAGCACAAAGAGGACACGUGGGCCGUGGUUGAUGUGUCAGUCGAUACUCUGUUUCAGUUGCCCGUGAAUUGCAGGAGGCUGCCUUCUGGUUGCAUUGUGCAAGAUAUGCCUAAUGGCUGCUCAAAGGUGACUUGGGUAGAGCACACGGAAUACGACGAGAGCAACAUACAUCAAUUAUACCAGCCAAUACUCAGAUCCGGAACUGCAUUCGGUGCCCAAAAAUGGGUUGCUGAUUUACGAAAGCAAUGUGAACUUUUUUCUGUGAUGAUGUCCUCCGCAUCAGAUAAUUCCGGGCUUCCUCCGAGUAGUAAGAAGAGUAUGGUGAAACUGGCACAACGCAUGACUCGUAAUUUCUGCAGUGUAAUCUGCUCCACCGUGCACAAAUGGGAAGUGGUACAGAGUUCCGAAAACAUGAGGAUAAUGGUGCGCAAGAGCAUGGGCAAUUCGGGGGAGCCAUCUGGCAUUAUCCUGAGCGCCACAACAACUGUCUGGAUGCCCGUUUCGCCACAUCAUCUCCUCGAAUUCUUGCAGAACGUAAAUAAUAGGGCCCACUGGGAUGGAUUGUCUCGAGAUGGGCCCAUGCAGCCCAUGCUCCAUAUUCCCAAGAGCCAAGAUUUCGGGAACACCAUCUCUCUUCUUCGUUCGACCACCAUGCCAGCUGGCAAUGGCAUGUUGAUCUUGCAAGAAACUUGUUCAGAUGAAUCUGGAUCGAUGAUUGUCCACGCGGGGGUGGAAGCAGCAUACAUGAAUGCGGUGGUUGGUGGCGGUGAUCCGUCCGGUGUGGCUAUACUGCCUUCGGGGUUCGCGAUUGCACCGGAUUGUUUCCCGGAUUCUGGUGAGGCCCACGAAGGCCGCCUUGGAGGAGGAGGCGGCGGCCAAUCGCUGCUGACAGUAGUGUUUCAAAUGUUGGUGAGCAAUACGCCGGCUGCACAGCUAACAAUCGAGUCGGUGGAAACAGUGAAGUCGUUGAUUGCUCGUACGCUUCAGGGGAUCAAAAACGGGCUUCAGUGAAACAAUUGAAACAGUGUGAUAAUACAUAUGUUUUUGUUUUUUUUGUCUGUGAAUGAAAGUUGAUAGAGAAAGUUAAAGAUGGGAUUUUUUUUUUGGUGAGGGAUUCGAGUCAAGAACGAACCUUUUUGGCACCACAAGGAAAGAAAAGUAAAACCCUCGAAAGCAAAAUGGUUUUUUUAUUUUGUGAAACGGGUUGUGGUUCGGGUAUUGACUCAAAUUGACCUAAGCUUUGUUUUGUCUAUUUUCAUAGUUACUUUUGUUGUUUCUUGAAAAACCAUUUACUACUCUUUUGGCUUAAUGUUAGUUGGUUUUGUUUCGAUG
Erythranthe guttata (spotted monkey flower) is the source of this 2957-nucleotide messenger RNA. RefSeq names its product homeobox-leucine zipper protein ANTHOCYANINLESS 2. Gene Ontology annotation, molecular function: lipid binding; DNA binding. The record is from RefSeq and is a predicted model, not a curated record. NCBI's taxonomy places the organism in Eukaryota, Viridiplantae, Streptophyta, Magnoliopsida, Lamiales, Phrymaceae.